GAGGGGGCUUUUAUUGUGGUAGAACGAGGCAGAGACAGACAGGGAGAGAGAGAGAGAGAGAGGAAUCUGUGUUUGAACUUGUGUUUUCAGUCUUUGCUGCUGAGAUUCACUUUCACACACACAUACACACACACACACACACACACACACACACAGAGUGAGCGACGGCGGGCGAGCGAGGACGACAUGCUCUGCUUAAAAGGCUGAAACAUCCCAUUCAGCUUCCCAAACACAGCUGUUUUCUCUGCGUUGAUGUUGACUGGAUGGAUCAACGGUGGGCAGCUUUAACGUCCUCUGUAAUGGAGACAACAGCUGCAGGAACAUCUGUGUGUUAAUGUGUGUUAAUGUGUGUAAUAUCACAGUUAUCUCACACAUUUAAAGUCAACAGGCCGUCUGAUUGGUCCGCUGUAAUGUAGGUUACAUGUUUCGGUUCUGUUAGCUGCAGAGCUAUCAGCAGAUUCACUAGUAACCCACAGGGCCUCAUAUAAUUCAGUUAAAGUCUGUUUCAUUGUCUCUUUUUCUCUUAAUUUGCACAAUUAGAGACUUUAUUUAUCCCCAUUAACAUCCUUUAAAAGACUCCAAUGCAUUAAGUUUCAUUAGUUUUAUCAUAUGUUGUUCACAGGAGCAGCAGGACAAACCUUGUCGGCCUGUUCAUGACACCAGAACUUAAACUGAAGAUAGAUGAGUCAGGUGACUGCAGCAUGACUCCCUGCACUCUAAACCAAUCAACCAAUCAGCCAAUCAUUAGAUCAAUAUGACUGAGACUCACACAGGAAGCAAGUACAGUUGUGAUGAUGGAGAGAAUUAGCUCCAGAGACCAAAAAGCUGUAAACACGUGUGUUUGUGCAGUUUAAUACGGAGCCUUAUGGAGACUCACUGCUGGAGCCUCCAGUGGCCGUUAGAGGAACUGCAGUCGGUGCAACAGUGCCGCUCAGUAAAGCUCACACAUAUAAUAAUGUUGUUCUGUGUUCGACCUCGUGUCGUCUGAUUCUGUGCUCCAGAUACAGAAUUACCCAGAGUGACACAGUAAUACAACAUGUGGUGUGUUGAGGUAAAUACCUGUCCCUCACAGGCCAUCUGCAGACCUGGAUAAUCCCUGUUAGCAGAUUAGAGCCGGAGAGAGGAGAGGAAACACAGCAGGCAACGCUUCAGAGGAAGUAUCACCCUUACUGUUGACGUGCUGUUGAACUAGAAUCAUUGUUUUGGGAAAUUUUUGCCUUCGUUGUUCGGUGGAAACAAAGUCUGAUGGUUUUAUUGUGAAGGAAUGAAGUUGCUCGCUGAAAGUUUGGCUGAAAAACCUUCAGCAGUGUCGACGUCUACGGGACAAAUCUGAAGUCUGCUUUACUCAUAUUUUGGACAUUUUUUUGAGAGAGAACUGAAACACUUUUGAGCUUUUGGACAUGCUUUUAUUGUGAAGGCUUUUCUUUGUCAACAGUUUGAGGCGUUUUCAGACGGACAUAAGUUUGUUUUUCUGAAGCAGAAUGUUUGUGAAUCUUUCUGUGGUUUUAUUGUGAAAAAUGUAAUUUAGGGAUUUAUUCAGAAGAUCUCUGGGCUUUUAUUGUGAAGGGUUUAAUAACUGCUGCUCCUUUUAGAGUAAAAAAGUGAAAACUUAGUUUUUUUUAAGGAAAGACCUUUUCUGGAAGGACUGAAUACUGUUUGGACUUUUAUUGUGAAAUUAAAUUGAAACAGGCUUUUAUGAUGAAAGGUUGGAAAUUCUUUGGGGCUUUUAUUGUGAAAAUAUGGUUACAGAGGGGAUAGUUUUUGUCGUUUUCAUCGUCUCUGAUCUGUCCUGAGGGCGCACAUCCAACAUCCAAUCGGGUAUCAGGACGCAAUGAUCUCAUAUGUUGAGUGUCUGAGUGGCGAGGGGGCGGGGCCUGGCGUGGCGUCACGCUGCUGGAACACGAGUCCCGAUGAAGAGCGAGAUGAGCUUCUUCCACGCAAGAUGGCCGCCCUGCAGCCCAAGACAGAGGGCAGCCUGCGUCGGCGCCUUCUCAGCGCCAAAAUCCACCAGCACCACGACGCCAUCUUGGGCCUGAACCGGCCGGGGACGCCAUCAGGUGACAAAAAGCCCCUCCCACCUCACCUGCAGUAUCCGGGCAACAGCCCUUGGUACCGCCGCCAGCACCUUCCGCCGCGACCCCACGUCCACCCCUCUCUUCCCCCAGAGGCUCAUGGGAAACUGUUCCUCGCUCCAGAAGCCUACGGGAAACCGAACCCGCGGGCCCCGGCCCUUCAGCUGCCGCGGUCCGCCUGCCCGGUCCUCACCCAGCGGAGCCGAACCGGUUCCUGCCCCCCCACCCCGGAGCCCCGCCCCGGGUACACCCUGCCCUCUGUCAGCAGCCCGCCCUCCUUCAGGGAGCCGGAGGUGCCGCCGCAGUACCGCUACCGGCCCAGCAAGACUCGCAAGACCAGGUUCUCCUGCUUCAGAAGAGGGCGGAGCUCCGGACUGGAGGCCACACAAACCACGCCCCUUCUACAUAAAGCGGGGGACGCAGACAGUAAGUGGUCCGUUCACUACACUACCCAGAAGCCCCAGCAGGGUCUGCUCUUCAUCCCCGGGAAGAGACGAUCCGGCAGCGCUGAUGAUCUGCAAGCGUAUAACGGGCUGAGUCAGCAUGGCUGCAGCCGACCCAGCACCUCUCGGCCCCGCCCACCGAGCCCGUCCUCCCGCGGGUUCGACCAAUCAGAGGGCAGCACGGCACGCAGACGCUGGAGGGACAAAAGCAGGAAGAUGUCCUCAGCUUUCUCAGAUGAAGAUGAGAGGUUCAUCUUAAACAACACGCGACCUCUGACCCCUCUGGUCCUCAACCCCGUCCCCCCUACCUCCUGCUGGGAUGCCUUCGCCCCGGCCUACGAACCAACAGUGGACGUGGAGAUGGAGCUGACCCCCCGGCUUCCAACCCCGGAGGAGAGGAUGAGGCAGCAGGCUGAGGCCAUUGGAGCUGAUAUAGUCCCUAUUAAUAUCACAGGAGAGAGUUUUGACCGUCAGGCCAGUUUUCGAAGAGUCGUUUCCAACACUGACUCGUUAUCCCGGCGCCCCCGUAACCUGAGCCGCCGCAAGACGGUUACUGGGAUCCCUGAUGACGUCAGCCAGAAACUGAACUUGCCGUUGGUCUCUUUGGUUCUUCCCGGUCAGUUCUCCACUGUCGGUCGACCCGCCUCCUCCUCUGCCCACCACCGGAAGAACACUGAGGAAGAGGUUGAAGAGCAGGAGAAGGGAGAAGUCAAAGAGGAAGCGCCAUCAUCCUCGAGGAGGAUCCGAGCCCCGAGAGGAGAGGGGAUGUCCAGCCUCAUGGCCUCCCUUACCUCCUGCCCGCCGGUCAGCCCCUGUCACGAACGCUCCUCCUCGGAGGUCCACAGCCUCCCCCGUCUGGCAACCAACUCCUCUCUGAACUCCGAGGUCAGCUGCAACAGCGCCUCCUAUGGGACACUCAGUGCCUCCUCGUCUUGUUGCCAGGAUACGCAGGGUUUCCCCAGCGACGUCCAGCCCCUGCUGCCCUUUGACCCCACCGCCAGAGUCAUCCCCCAGUCUCCUUCCUCCUCCUCCUCUUCUAUUCCUUCCUACCCCAUCUCCUCCUCCCACCCAGGCACCCCCAGCCUUACCUUACAGUCAGAGUGCUCUUACCCCAGCGAUAAGCCCCUGAAUAAGGCUGCCCACUAUCACAAUUCUUCUUCCUCCUCCCACUACCUCUCCUCUUCCUCCAUCGCAGACUCAGAGUCUCAGUUUAGCUACCAAGCUCUGGAUGACCAGACUGCCGCCCAGCAGUGCUCCUACAGCGGUGGCUCCUACAGUGGGGAGACGUGGAGCUACCAGUCCCUCUCCCCCAGCUCCAGUGUCCACAGCAGCCAGACUGUGGGCGACUGGAGCAGCCUCACCCAGGAGAUGAGAUGUGUUUCUGGGGAAGGUUGGAACUGUGACCCCCUGCUCUCCUCCGGUCGCUCUACUCCCUCUCACGCCGACAGCAACUCUUUGUGUUCAGAGAUGACCUCCUCUCGCUUCCUAAACCGGGAGAGAAGGAAGCACAGCACCUCCUCCUCCUACUCCCGCAGCAUCUCCCUCCGCAAGUCCAAGCGCCCGCCUCCUCCACCGUUGCGCUCUGACUCUCUGAGGCGCCGUCCGGGUCGCAGCAAACCCCCUCGCUCCUCCUCCAGCCCCCGCUCCUCCUCCAGCCCUCGCCCGGAGCACGCUUCCAAGCGGACUCCCACAUCGUCUCCUCAGACCUUCGAUGACCCCUGGGUGCCCAGGAGCAAUACCAACAGACACCAGAGUGAGCUCAACUGCGGGACAGUCACAACCUUUGAACCUUUGGGUCCGGACGGCCAGGCACCAACCUCCGUUGACUCUCCUCCUUCUGAGCACCUGCCAUCAAGCCCUGGCCACUCCCCUGCUCAUGUCUUCACUCCUGGGUCUCCAGGCUCAGAAGAGGAGGCGCUGAGAUUUACACUCAACCCCCAACCAGCUGCCUCGUCCGUUGCGGGCCUGCAGCGCCUCGCUUCACCCUCCAGCGGCUACUCCAGCCAGUCUAACACCCCAACUCCUGGUACUCCCGUGUCCUCCCCCCUUACCCCCUCCUCCCCUCUCACAGCGAGCCCUGGAGCUUUCUUCCUCCCCCCGACCUCCCCUACCUCCUCUUUACACUCGCCUUCCUUCCCCCUGUCCCCUGCCGUCUCCUCCCUGCCCAGAACGAGGUCUCGAGGUGAAGGGAGGCCUAAACCACCAGUGCCAGAGAGAAAGUCGUCACUCUUCUCCUCCGUCUCUUCUUCAUUUUCCUCCACCUCCUCGCUCUCCUCCUGCACCUCCUCAGACUCCUCUGCCAAGCAUCCCUUUCUCCCUCCUCCACCUCCUCUACCAGAAUGUUCCUCUCCUUUGACUCCUGUGUUUUACUCCCCCGUUCACCAAUCUCCUCCUCUGACUCCUCCCUUUUCUCACCCAUGCCCUCUUCCUUCUUUCAUCAAACUCUCUGCGGCUCCUCCUCCUCCACCUUCAUCUCUUCCUCCUCCCCCUCCCCCCACCUCCUCCAAAUCCUCCUCCUCUCCCACCUUCAUCCCUCCCCACUCCUCCUCCUCUUCCUCCUUGUCCUCGACCUCCUCCUCCCCCCUAUUCCUAUGCUGUCCGACAAACCUCCCAUCAUGCUCUGGUAUCCACCAUGUUAUCAUCAAUCAACUUCCCUCCUCCUCCAACUUCCCCACCUCCUCCUCCAUCUUCUCCUCUUCCUCCACCUUCAGAACUCUCAGACUGCCAAUUGCUGACCUUCCUCCUCCUCCACCACCUCCUCCUCUUCCUCCUCUCCCCACAACCCUCCCCCCACCAGACCUUGGAAAUUCUCCAAACCGCCGUUUUAAAGUGGCCACGCCCCCUCGCCCACUGGUCACUGCUCAAGCUUUGCAAGGCGUCAAGCUUCGCUCCGUCAAGAACCAGGAAGUCCUGGUCACUAGCAUAAUGCUAGCCAGUGUUACAUCAGGGGAUAAUACACUCCAUAGCCAAGCUAACGCUAACCAUGCUAAUACUAUCAAUGAACUACCAGGAAAAGAGGCUCAUGCAGACAGUGCUGUGCUGGCUAAUGCUAAUCUUGAUGACUGGGCCAAAAGUGGGGUUAAGCUAGUCGGAAAUGUCUGUGAUCUAGGUAGCAAUGAAGCUAACAUAACUAGUGCUUUAAUGGCUAAUCCUAGCCUUCAUACCACAGCCAGUGGUGAUGCAAAGCAACCUGGACCAGAAAUAGCAACAGAAAGUGAUGCGAGGACACCCAGCGCUGACUCAGCGUAUGCUAUUCUUCAGAGCCUACGAGGCAUUGUUGCUAGCCCAGCUAACCAGAGACACUCUGGGUCUAAGCUGACCAAUGGUGAAACUCCUCAAGACAUCAGAUACAAUGAGCGAGACAAGGAAGAUUCAGACAUGUACGUUACACUGGAAAACAAUCCAGCCUCCAGUCCUGAUAGUCCCAGGGUCCGAAUGUCUCAUGAUACUGACAUCAACACAAGUAUCCAGUAUCCUUUUUCGCAGCAACAAGAAGUCACAGAUAAAAUGUUAGCAGAUGCUAAGCUAACUGAGCCAGCCAAGAAGCUGAAAAACCCUGAGGAUGCUUGGCACACAGAUUCUUCAUACUUGACCCUUUCUGGAACAAAACAAGAAUCUCAUAGAGAAAGCAGAACAGAAAUAGAAACAGUUGACAAGAAUAAUUCAGAAAUGUUGAAUCACAGUGCAGCAGAUGUAGAUUUUACCGCAUAUAGUGAUUUUAAACAGAGUGACAGGGUCUGUAACUCGGGUAGCCCCACAAAGCUUCGCUCCCCAGAGAAGCCCGUCCUUCCAAAGAAGCCGGAUCUUUGCAUUCUGGGUCUCACGGCGUCCCCUGAGGCCAGACAAGGACCAGUUGGAUGGAAGAGCAACGGACAAAUCCCAGCAAGUUCUCCUGGGUUCAACAACCAAUCACAGCUUCCCGUUGAUUCCUCUUCCUCACCUUCACACACACACCUGACCCACAGUAUCCAGUCGCCAAAGCACUUGAAAUGCACCACUGUUGACAAGUCGACUGCCGACAUCAUCGCGCACUCACCUGCUGGUUCCCCUCACAGGCAGAAGCCACCGAUUCUGCACAAGAAGCCAGAUCGCUCAUUGGCCUCACCUAAAACAACUAAACCACUAUUUGUGUCUAGAAAUACAGGGGAGGCAUCCAAAGGUACCUCUGGGACCUGUGGAACCCUGACUCAGAGCACCACAGGGACCCGUAGCACCUUAGGGACCUUGGGCACCUCUGCAUUCGUGGAUACCACAACAGCUGAAAACACUUUAAAUGGGACUGUGGGUACCUAUGUGAACUGUGGUACUUCAGGAACUUGGGACGCCAUGGAGACCAGUAGCACCUUAGGGACCAUGGGCAUCUAUGGGAACUGUGGUACCUCAGGCAUCAUGGGUAUCUCAGAGACCUGGAGUAUCAUAGGUUCUCCCAGCACUAUCGAUGGGACCAUGAGUACUUUGGAGAACUGUGGUACCUCAGGAACAUUGGGAACCGCAGAGACCUGUAGCACCUUAGGGACCAUGGGCAUCUAUGGAAACUCUGGUCCCUCAGGAAUCAUGGGUAUCUCAGAGUCCCGAAGUAUCAAAGGGACUCUACACUAUGGUACCUCAGCAACAAUUGGAACCUCAGAGACCUUAGGGAACUCAGGGGCCCAUGCCGCUACUUCCACCCAGACAGGCAGCGGUAAACAUGGAACAACGGACCCAACUAGUGCUGGGAUCAUCCAGACAAGACUUUAUAAGGAUGACAGGGAAACAUUUCUUAAGAGGAUGAUGAGGUCAUCGCUGGCUGGAGAUGAAGAGGACGAAAAGGAGAGGGUAGAGGAGAGAGGGAUGAAGAUGACAAUGAUAAUGCCAUCCACCACUAGGAAGAAAGACAAAACAAGAAAGAGGAGGAAGAGGAGGCCAGGCAGACAACUGCUAAUGAUGUCAACAACAAUGGAGCCCUCUCCCUCUUCAUCAUCAUCUUCGUCUUCAUCAUCUUCAUCCUCAUCUGGAGACGAACGAGAUUUGAUGAAAGAGAGAACGAUGCAAACGAGGAUGAUGAAAGUAUGUGAUCAAGACACAAGUGACUCUGAAAGCUCCUGCACUCUGAUUGGUCAGAGCAAGUACUCCCUGAGCAGUGCGCUGUCCACCGACAGCCUGCGCGGGGAGCUGUCUCUCCCAGACCUCCUGAUACAGGAAGAAGAGGAAGAGAGGAGCGUGGUGGCCAGGGAGGCAGCAGACAGGAGAAGGCAGGAGGUGAAAGAGGCCAGAGGACCUCCAGAUGCUGAUGUGUUCGUCAGUGUUUCGGCAGAUCAGAUGUUUAUCUCCGGUCGACCGCGAACCACAGAGGAUCUGUUCGCUGUUAUCCACAGGUCUAAGAGGAAGAUGUUAGGAAGAAGGGGCUCCGAGGACGACAGACAUCGUUCCUCUUCCUCCUCCUCUUCCUCCUCGCCUCCGGUCACCCCCACUGAUCCCCCGUCCGGCCUGACACGACCCACAACCUUCAAAAGUCAAAGAUUGUCGAGGAGCGAAAGCUUUAAGGCUCUCUUGCUGAAGAAGGGUAGUCGCUCCGAUUCGUCCUCUCGAAUCUCUGCUGUCGAGCGGCUUCGCGUAGUUUCUUCUCCUGCGGCUGCUACCGACCUCCAGAGUGCGCUGCCACUGCACACUGCACCCACAACCCACGCCUCGGACACAUGUGACAUUAACGCCCACCUGACUCAGGACGUCCCGGUGUCGCCCACCUCUCCGUGUCCUCAGAAAUUCUCCAUGAUGCUCAGAUGGAGGCGACGGGAUCUGAUGCACAACCACCUCCUCCUCACCUCCUCCUCCUCCUCCUCUUCCCCCUUCUUCUUCCUCUCCUCCCCGCGUCCUCGCUCCCUCACUCCACCCUGCUCUUCCAGCCGGCGCUUUGCCGCUCGCUGCCGCCUCUACGCCGCCCCCAUGACCGCCAUCUUUGAAGUAGAGAGCGAGGAGGAAAAGGAGGAAGAGGAGGAAGACGACGAGGUUUUUCUCGUGUCUCCAGGAGCCGAAGGAGAGUUGAGGCAGAGAUUAGUCGUUUCUUGAUGGACGGGUCAAAGGUUAAAACCCUGGAUUCAACAGGAAGUUGACAGAGGGUCGCUCUGAUUGUAAACCCUGUCCUCAAAUCCAAAGACCAAUAAAAUCCUACCUGAAUGUGACGAUGUCUUGGUCUCCUACAGAUCCUCAUCAGGUUUAAAUCUGGACUGCCUCAGCAAACUGAACUGGAUCGGACUCAACUGGAUUAGACUGCGCUGUAUCGGACCUCCUUGCAGUCUGGGGCAUUUAAUUGAAUGUACUGAAGCACACUCUGAUAAAGGAAAUGUCUUUAGUCACUACACUGAUGAGUCUAAACUACAGAAGCCUGAAAAAGGACUGAAUUAUUCUUUGAAUCUCAAAGAAAACAAUGUUAAUCUCCAGUUAAUGUACUUAAAUUUAUUAUAUUGCUUUUGUAUCUUUUGCUUGAUUUAGCUUUGUCUUUUUUUACUACUUGCCUAGAUACUGAACAUUUUAUUAUUAUACGCGUUAUUUUGUCGUCUCUCUGGUUUAAUGUAGCAAACUCAACUUUUAACCAAAGAUGACAUUAGUUUAAAUCUGAAACUGAUUCGAGAUCUUGACAUAAAAAAAUUGUUUUCUUGAGAUCACAGAGUGAAUGCUACAAUAAAUAAUAAUAAUAAUAAUAAUAAUAAUAAUAAUGUUUAACUCUGACUUUGUUCUUACAGAUAAAGAUAAAAAAACUUUUACAAAACUAAACAAUGACCCUUCUGAAGCCCCGCCCCUUUUUGGUAAGCCUCAGUCAACUUCCACCUUUCCUGUACUUAGAUGUGCUACAUGCUAGGCUUAUCUAUGUUGAAAAGACAACCACAUUUUGAAGAUGGUUAAAAGAUAAAAAACAUUUUUCAACAGAGCAAAACAUUAGCUGGCUAAUCUUCAGUCGUUAGCUAGCUAGUCUAGUUACAUCUGACAGCUAUUGUUAGCUAGCUAGCUAAUUUACGUCAAACGUUAGCUAGUUAGCAAUGGUUUUGCUAAUGUUAGCUUACUUAAGAUGCGGGAAAGGAGAAAGCUAACCGAGGCGUGCUCAACUGCUAUUGGAGCACAGAGCAAAGAGGGGCGGGGCUUAGGAAGGAUGAAUUCUAAUGAUAUCAAAUCAUUGAUUGCUAUCAUUUGAAAUAUUCUGAUAUUUAAUCAGCAUUCUGCUUCUAUUGGCUUUACUUUGAAUUGAGCUGUUUCUGAUUUGGCUCUGUCUGUCUUUUAACACAUUAUUCUUCAAAGUAAUCUGAAUGAAUGUGGAAUAUUUACACAGUAAUAACAAAUAAUUGUGUACAGUCCCUCACAUUAAAUCUCAGUUUAUCCCCAUAAAACAUAUAAAACUGGAUGCAUUUUAUUAUUAUCUCAGCAGCUUCGGUUCUGUUUCACUUUGACUCCACUUGUUUAAAUUAAAGUCUGUUUUUUACUGACAGUAUGAUCAAUAAGGGAUAUGUAGUUUGUCCUGUACUGUAAAUAAUUCAUCUUCUCCUUUCUGCUGCUGCUGGAUCUUUUCAUGGAGUCUCAAAUCUUUUUCUUUUUUUUAUUAAAUACAGUAGCAGAUAGUAAGACGACAUAACUUCUUAUGGUGGAAACUUUAGGAACAUAAUAAUCUUCUUUGUGCGAAUGUAAGAGGUUCAGCUUUACUCUAUUAAUCAUAAAAUAAAAACCAUUUAACUGGAAUUACGAAGGCAGAAUGAAAGAGAUCAAUAAGAGAAAAACUGAAUGAAAAGUGUUUGUAUGUAACAACUGGAAGCAUUUAAAUAAAGGAAACUGAGCAGAUGGAGAAACGAAGCAAUAAAGAACAAAAUAUGAUUA
Molecule: messenger RNA, 10354 nt
Organism: Dicentrarchus labrax (European seabass)
Lineage: Eukaryota; Metazoa; Chordata; Actinopteri; Moronidae
Gene: nhsl1a
Product: NHS-like 1a
Biological process (GO): cell differentiation
Source: RefSeq, a predicted model, not a curated record